AUGAAGAAAGCAGUCAAGAGUAGCGCUCAACAGGGCCACCCAUCUGAGAUUAGCACAGAUCUCAGGAGCAGUUCUGGGCACCCAACAGCAGCCCAGACAGCUCAAAAACUACCAAGAGAGGCUUCCCCCCCCCCCCCCCCCCCCCCCCGCGCCCUCGCGGCGGGGUCGCGUGCCCCGGUCGCGCUCACCGCUGCCGUCUGCCGCAGGUACCUCCUGUGCGAGCUGGUGUCAGAGGACGCGCGCUGCCGCCUGAGCCUGGACGACCGCGUGCUCGGCGGCCUCGUCCGCGACACGAUCGCCCGGGUGCACGGGACCUUCGGCGCCGCCGCCUGCUCGGUGGGCUUUGCAGUUCGCUACGUCAAUGCCUACACCGGAGUAGUGCUACUUCGAUGCCGAAAGGAGUUCUACCGGCUUUUGUGGUCAGCUCUCCCUUUCAUCACGCAUUUGGAGAGCAAAGGACACCGGUACUCGUGUUUUCUCAACACACUGCACGUGGGAGGUACAAUUAGAACCUGUCAGAAAUUCCUGAUAAGGUACAACCGGAGACAGCUGUUGCCGUUGCUGCAGAAUUGCACUGAUGAAGGGGAACAGGAAGCCAUUAAGAAGUCUUUCUCGAUAAGCCGUCUACUGGAGAAAGAGCCGUCCGAAGAGCUCUCAGACAUUGCUGGUGAGGACGCUGCGGAAGCAAUAGAAUGACCCUGUUUCCAGGCCCACUUGUGGGACCAGGAAGUUGGAGUUGGCAGCAGCGCCCCACAGUUCUCCAAACUAUGAGCCAGAGCACAGGUCAUGGCUGCCUUUACCAUCCAUGGUCCUAGAGGCUCUGUACAGAAGUUUCCUAUGUAACCACUGAGCCGAGUGGGUGGAAUAAAUAUUCUUGGCUUCCAAAGCAACAUUCCUAAACUACAUAAAGUAUAUAAUUCAUGCUUGGCCAGGUCUCUGCUAUCACACUGGCCUUGAAUGUGCUUCCGUGUGGUACUAGAUGAAUUUUAAAUAUUCCUAGUCCCUUAAUAUAAGAAUUCAGGCAUGGUAGUACAUGCCUUUAAUCCCAACACCAGGCUGGCUGAGGUAAGCAGAUGUUUUAGGCCAGCCCUGUCUACAGAGUGAGUUCCAGAACAGCCACAAUUACAGAGAAGUGUUGGUGAGGAAGACUCGUGUGAAGCAGAAAUACUGGUGACUAACCACCAACUACAAUGACAUAAUCUAGGGUCGGCCCAGUAUAUUUUGGGACUGCAGACACCAGGAUACCCGCCUGACCACUGAUCCGGCGGCUUGAUAAGAAAUGUAGCUUUCAGCUGGCCCAGUGAGGCAGGAUAGCACUUGGGAGGAUUGCUGGCUUGAAUGCGGACGGUUCCCAGGUGGCGGGACUGUCUGGGAAGCCUACUGUUCCCAAUUAGCUCUCUGCCUCCUGCUAAUGGAUCAAAUGUAAGAUGCCAGCUACUUCUCCAGCACCAUGUCUGCCUGUCUACUGCCAUGCUUUCCGUGAUGAUUAUGGACUCACCCUGUAUGGUGGUUUGAAUAGGUAUGGCCCCUGUAAACUCCUGUAUUUGAAAGCUUGGUCAUUAGGAGUUGUGGCCUUGUUGGAGGAAUUGUGUCACUGCAGCAGCAGGCUUUGAGGUUCCUGUGCCUCAACCUAUACCUAGUAUGGCUCACAGUUGCUUCCUCUGCCUGUGGAUCAAAAUAUAAAAUUCACAGCACCAUAUCUGUUGAAGCACUGCACUGCCAUGCUUCUCACCACGAAGAUAAUAAUGGAUGAGACCUGAAACUGUAAACCAGACCCAAUUAAAUGUUUUCUUUAUAAAAAAAA
This is a messenger RNA of Microtus oregoni (creeping vole), 1804 nucleotides long. Its product is annotated as ribonuclease P/MRP protein subunit POP5-like. The record is from RefSeq and is a predicted model, not a curated record. Gene Ontology annotation, cellular component: ribonuclease P complex. The transcript has 2 exons. Gene Ontology annotation, biological process: tRNA 5'-leader removal. NCBI's taxonomy places the organism in Eukaryota, Metazoa, Chordata, Mammalia, Rodentia, Cricetidae. The coding region runs from base 1 to 696 and encodes 231 amino acids.